Hydractinia symbiolongicarpus is the source of this 585-nucleotide messenger RNA. RefSeq lists its product as uncharacterized. The record is from RefSeq and is a predicted model, not a curated record. The coding region runs from base 1 to 585 and encodes 194 amino acids. The transcript has a single exon. NCBI's taxonomy places the organism in Eukaryota, Metazoa, Cnidaria, Hydrozoa, Anthoathecata, Hydractiniidae. Gene Ontology annotation, cellular component: cytoplasm; membrane.
AUGUUCCUUCGACGUCCAGUAAUAAUAUGUUACAGAAACAUCAGAAAGAUGAAACAUAUUUUAUUUAAGAAGCAGUUGGGUUUUACAAAUACCACUAUUGGUUUUAUACUGUACGGAUGUGGAGAUUUGACAGGACAGCUAUGUAUCGAAAAGCAAAAAAAAAUUAAUUACCAGAGAUUAUUUGCUUGUGCUUUAUGGGGUGGUACAAUCUCAAGUCUAAGUCAUUUUUUAUUUAAGACGUUGCAUUACAUUCCGUACUUCAAACAUUAUUCUCAUCGUCAAUCAGUAUUUUUAUUCUUAACUAUUUGUCCAUUGGAAGAUGGUGUGUAUUAUGCUGCCACCGGAUUUGUUGAAGGUCAAGACACGAGUUACAUCAAAGAAGAAAUCAAAGCCAAGUUUUUGCCUACUUUGUGCACUGACGUUUUCGCAUACUAUCCUUUCUUGUACGUAAAUGUUCGAUUUGUCCCAUACCAUUUGAAAGUGACGGCCAAUAAUGUUUACUCCUUUGGAUGGAGCAUAUUUUUAUCGUAUAUGAAGCAUGAUGUCGACAAUCAGUUACAUCAGCAAAUUUUGGAAAAUAAUUAA